Molecule: messenger RNA, 1959 nt
Organism: Lodderomyces orthopsilosis Co 90-125
Lineage: Eukaryota; Fungi; Ascomycota; Pichiomycetes; Serinales; Debaryomycetaceae
Gene: SAC7
Product: Sac7p
Exons: 1
Coding region: 1-1959 (652 amino acids)
Biological process (GO): regulation of fungal-type cell wall organization; activation of GTPase activity; signal transduction
Cellular component (GO): cell cortex
Molecular function (GO): GTPase activator activity
Source: RefSeq, a predicted model, not a curated record
AUGAGUCAUUCUCAAUCUCCAAACAACAGAGGGUCCAUUUUUGGUUGGGCAAAAAGUUUAAAGCGUUCAAACUUGUUAUCCAACGAGUCCGUGAAUGAAAUCAGCGACAAUGACUCUAUUUCAAAAUCCCCUACAAAAGCGAGUUACACUUCUCCUCAUCAACAGCACAGCCCGUUAAAUAUACCAAAUGCUAAUGCUCACAACACACAAAGCUCAGACUCCCAAAACUCAUUCUACCAGCAACAACUGAGCCACCAUAAUCAUGGGGGGAACUUUUUUGGAACUUCACCUACAGGAUCUAGUCAUCAUUCAGAUUUUUUGCGUCCAUUGCUCAACCACAAGCUGAGAUCAACAAAUAAUGUGUCAAGAGUAAGGUCAAACUCGUUAAAUCAAUCAGAAAGCAGUAUACGUCAGCAUCGAGACUCUUUCAUGCAAACCAAUGCACUCGUUGAUGAAAACUCAAAGUAUUUUGGUGUCCCUUUGCAGCAGGCUUUGGAUGAAUCAUCGGCGAAAAUAUCCAUUCUUACUGGAGACCAAUCCGAUGGCUUGCAAUAUGGUCAAAUCCCCAUAGUUGUUGCCAAAUGCGGCGUUUAUUUGAAGAAAAAUGGACUCACUGUAGAAGGCAUAUUUAGAGUUGGUGGCUCUUCUAAGAGGAUUAAAGAUUUGCAGGUUAUUUUCAACACACCACCAUCUUUUGGUAAACAGCUAAAUUGGGACGGAUAUACUGUACAUGAUGCUGCGUCUAUUUUAAGAAGAUAUUUGAAUGCACUUCCAGAACCACUCAUUCCUUUAAACAUGUACGAUGAUUUUAGAGAGCCAUUGAGAAACAGAAGAAGAAUAAUCAGCUACAUGCAGUACAAAGCAGAAAAUCCCUCAAAGAGUCUUAAACAAGCUAGUGUUGAGGAUGUAUCGAGCACAUCACAAAUGUUGACGGAAGCCAAUGUUGAAAAGUUUAAUGACAAUGGUGUAUCAGAUUUUAGGAGGCGUAAUGAUUCAAAUGUUUCGUCACAUCCGACAAGUUCUAUUCAACCCCCAACCGAACAGCUGCGACACGUAGAGCAGCAACUGCAACUGCAAUUUCUGCUGCUGCUGCCGCAACAACCGCAACAAUUGCAACAACGACAACCUACUGAAGAAGAAAUUGAGCUCAAGAAUAAGAAAAAGUCCAAGAACUACAAGAAGCUUACACGUGAUGUCCAUGCGGCAAUUGACGAAUACAAACACUUGGUUAAUGACUUACCACUUGCUUCAAAACAGUUGUUAUUCUAUGUAUUGGACUUGUUGGCAAUGGUACGAAAUCAUCUGAAAGAGAAUUUGAUGAGUUCGAGAAAUUUAGCUGCCAUUUUUCAACCGCUGAUCCUUUCACAUCCUAAUCACGAUCUUGACCCUGAUGAGUAUGCUCUUUCCCAACUCGUGGUGGAAUUCUUGAUCCACUACGCUUACAAGCUUUUGCCAACACAUACUUCCAAGUCUGUAUCCAUAAAUACCAACGAGGAUGUGGUUCCUACUGAACCUCCACAAGCAUUGCAAAGUGCAGUCACUUCCACAAGCACAACCCCAUUGGAGAGUGCAACCUCGCUAUCAAAAAAUGAUCUACUGCUGAAGGAGCCAAUAGUCCUGGCGCAACCCGCACCUCCACCAUUCAAUCGUCGACAUUCCAAAAGUUUGAGCUCUGCCGGAAACCAUGAGGAUUUGGUGGUAGGAUAUCAACAUAACGUAACUGGCUCAAUCCCAUUUGAAUCAGACGUGGAUUAUAUCUCAGAUGAAAAUGACAUAGGCUCAGAUGUAGAAGAGUCAUAUUUCAACCAGUCUAGGUUAGCAAAUGCUGGCAGUCCCAUGAGGAUAAAUUUCGAUAACGAAAGGCCCAACGCAGAGCCAGAAGUCCCCAAAAAUGGAACUAGCGAAGAGCCUGUUAUAAUUGUAACUACACCAAGUUCGGGGCCUACAACUGCUAAGUAG